Sarcophilus harrisii (Tasmanian devil) is the source of this 1654-nucleotide messenger RNA. RefSeq names its product neuritin 1 (gene NRN1). Gene Ontology annotation, cellular component: plasma membrane. Gene Ontology annotation, biological process: nervous system development; neuron projection extension. NCBI's taxonomy places the organism in Eukaryota, Metazoa, Chordata, Mammalia, Dasyuromorphia, Dasyuridae. Bases 211 to 642 code for a protein of 143 amino acids. The transcript has 3 exons. The record is from RefSeq and is a predicted model, not a curated record.
AUUCCCAGCUCUCUCUCUCUCUCCCUGUGUCUCUCUCACUCUCUCUCUCUCUCUCUCCAUCUCUCUCCUCCCUCUGCCUCCCCUCUCUACAAAGUAGUCUUCUGCUGCUGCUGGAACUUGUUGGCAAUGCCUAUUUUUCAGCUUUCCCCCGCGUUCUCCAAACUAACUAUUUAAAGAUCUGCAGUCGCAAAUGGUUUUACUAAAUGUAGGAUGGGACUUAAGUUGAACGGCAGAUACAUUUCACUGAUCCUCGCUGUGCAAAUAGCGUACCUGGUGCAAUCGGUGAGAGCUGCAGGGAAGUGCGAUGCGGUCUUUAAGGGGUUUUCCGACUGUUUGCUCAAGCUGGGCGACAGCAUGGCCAACUACCCGCAGGGCCUGGACGACAAGACAAACAUCAAAACCGUCUGCGCAUACUGGGAGGAUUUCCACAGCUGCACCGUCACAGCCCUUACGGAUUGCCAGGAAGGGGCGAAAGAUAUGUGGGAUAAACUGAGAAAAGAAUCCAAAAACCUCAAUAUCCAAGGCAGCUUAUUUGAACUAUGCGGAAACAGCAAUGGGUCGGCUCCUUCGCUCCUGCUCCCGACCUUCCCUUUGCUCUUGGCGUCUCUCUCUGCAGCUUUAGCAGCCUGGCUUUCCUUCUAAGGGAGGGGCUCCAGGCGCCCCCGGCAGACACACACUCACUUCAUAUUACUGGAUUUAUAGAGGAAGUAUUCAUCCGUUUUUUGGGGACGUUGUGAUUCUCUGUGAUGCUGAAAACAUUCAUAUAGGAUUGUGGGGAAAAAACACCACGUUAUUUUCUUUUUUUUCCUCCUUGUGUUUUAUUUGCCAAAUGUUACCAAACAAUGAGCAACAACAGCCAAACCGGACCUCAGCUUUAUUAAGUCUUCAAACGGAAAUACAAAAACGCAAGCCCCACUCCCCUGCUUUUUUGUUGUUGUUAUUGUUUUCUUUUCUUUCUUUCUUCCUUUCUUUUUUUUUUUCCAAAAGAAUCUCAGGAACGGCCCUUGGCCGCCUAAUAUAUUAAUCAUGAUAAUACAUAAGAAAUAAUGGGCUCCUCUUAAUAGGAAAGAAAAUAUGGAGAGAAGGCCACGGGGAAUGAAUUCAAGAUCGAUGUCAACGUGCGAAGCAUCUAGUGAAUAAUUCACAGUCUCUAUCGCAUCUUUCUUCCACAAAAUCUUGUUUUUAUCAUUUCCACUGCGAAUUUCUCCUUUAAAAAAAGAAAAAGGACAAUUUGUUGUUUUUUUUUAAAUGAUGGGGGAGUGGGGAGAGGGGAAGAGAUGUAUCAAAUGACCACAGGAACCGAAUGCUGCUAAGGUUGCUGGGAGAUUAGCUUUACCUGCUGUUGUCAAUGCAUCUUUCCAAGUUCACUGCCUUUAUUUUCCCCACCUCUCUUGUUUUACAUGUUACACAUACAGUAAACCUGAAUAUCCAACGGUAUAGAUCACGAAGGGGGCUUAAAUGUUAUCCUAAAAUACAGUAUAACGAUUUUGACAUAAAGAGCCUUGAUUUAAAAAAAAUAAGAGAGAUGUAAUUUUAAAAAAAAAGUUUAUUAUAAAUUAAAUUCAGCAAAAAAGAUUUGCUACAAAGUAUAGAGAAGAAGUAUAAAAUAAAAAUUAUUGUUUGAAAUGAGGGUGUCAUUUGUUUCCUAUAUCAU